AUGGUGUCCAUUAGCAAGGGCCAUGAUGGCCUUCGUGGUGCUCUGACUUCCAGUCUUGUUCUUGCCGGAAAUCUGCUCUUCAACGCGUUACCCGUCCAAGGCCAAGCUGUGCUUCCAGCCCGAAACGAGACAGGGGUUUCCGCAUAUCUGUUCGACUUGAGCCAAGUCCAGCUUACCGACAGUCGCUGGCUGGAUAACCAAGACCGCACUCUUGCGUACCUCAAGGCAGUCGACGUCGAGAGGCUUCUCUAUAACUUUCGGUCAAAUCACAACCUGUCCACGAAUGGCGCUUCGGCAAACGGAGGUUGGGACGAUCCAACCUUCCCCUUUCGAUCCCACGUGCAGGGACAUAUCCUGACUGCCUGGGCCCAAUGCUGGGUGACGCUCCAGGACACGGAAUGCCGGGACCGGGCUACAUAUUUCGUCGCCGAGUUGGCCAAGUGUCAGGCCAAUGAUGCGAAUGCUGGCUUCGCCACGGGGUAUCUGUCAGGCUUCCCAGAAUCCGACUUUACACUCUUGGAGUCCGGGACGCUCACCAAUGGCAAUGUCCCUUACUAUGUGAUCCACAAGACACUAGCCGGCCUACUCGACGUCUGGCGUCAUAUAGGUGACACGAAUGCCAAAGACGUCUUGCUGGCGUUGGCAGGAUGGGUGAACACGCGGACAGGCAAGCUCAGCACCAGCAAUAUGCAGAGUCUCAUGCAAACGGAAUUUGGUGGAAUGAAUGAUGUGCUCGCGGAAAUCUACUACUGGACAGGAGAUAGUCAGUGGUUGACUACGGCCCAGCGAUUCGACCAUGCCGCCGUAUUCGACCCGCUCGCCUCUGAUGAGGAUCAGCUCAAUGGAUUGCACGCGAACACCCAGGUGCCAAAGUGGAUUGGCGCAGUGCACGAGUACAAGCAGACCGGCACUACACGAUACCUCGAUAUUGCCAAGAAUGCCUGGGACAUCACUGUCAACGACCAUACCUACGCCAUCGGCGGUAACAGCCAGGCCGAACAUUUUCACGAAGCCGACAUCAUCGCGGGCUAUCUUACCAACGACACCGCUGAGGCGUGUAACAGCUACAACAUGCUGAAGCUGACGAGGGAGUUGUGGACAAUCGACCCCGACGCGAGCUACUUCGAUUUCUACGAGCGAGCCCUGUUGAACCAUCUGCUUGGCCAGCAGAAUCCCAGCAGUAAUCACGGCCACAUCACGUACUUCACUCCUCUGGACGCGGGCGGACAUCGUGGCAUCGGCCCAGCUUGGGGAGGCGGGACAUGGUCGACUGACUACGAGUCCUUCUGGUGCUGCCAGGGGACGGGCGUGGAGACAAACACGAAGCUCAUGGACUCGAUCUACGCCUAUGACGAGUCGUCACUCUACGUCAACCUGUUCACCCCCUCCAAGUUGAACUGGAUCCAGCGCAGCACUACCGUCACACAGACGACGACCUACCCAGUGGGCGACACGACGACCCUGACAGUCGUGGGUGCGGGCACAUGGGAUAUGAAGAUUCGCAUUCCAUCCUGGACAUCAGGUGCUGCGAUCGCGGUCAAUGGUGAACAACGGACCACCACCACGACCCCAGGCUCAUACCUUACCCUCUCGCGGACCUGGGCCUCGGGCGACACGGUCACCGUCGCGCUGCCGAUGACACUGCGACUCAUCGCCGCCAACGACGACCAGAGCCUCGCCGCUGUGGCGUACGGACCGACGGUAUUGUCCGGCAAUUACGGCAACAGUUCGCUUAGCUCGGCCCCGACUUUGACGUUGAGCUCAUUGGUUCGAACGAGUACCUCGACCUUGGACUUCACGGGCAUGGCUAAUGGGGAGAAUGUGAGCCUGGGUCCUUUCUAUGAUGCGCAGGGGUUCAAUUAUGUUGUGUAUUGGUCGGUAUCGGGCUCCCUUCCUUCAUGA
Anthostomella pinea is the source of this 1902-nucleotide messenger RNA. NCBI's taxonomy places the organism in Eukaryota, Fungi, Ascomycota, Sordariomycetes, Xylariales, Xylariaceae. The record is from the annotation of a GenBank genome assembly.